Messenger RNA from Haplochromis burtoni (Burton's mouthbrooder), 1809 nucleotides. RefSeq names its product centriolar coiled-coil protein of 110 kDa. Gene Ontology annotation, cellular component: centriole. The transcript has 9 exons. The record is from RefSeq and is a predicted model, not a curated record. Gene Ontology annotation, biological process: centrosome duplication; regulation of cytokinesis; centriole replication. Lineage: Eukaryota; Metazoa; Chordata; Actinopteri; Cichliformes; Cichlidae. The coding region runs from base 129 to 920 and encodes 263 amino acids. Gene Ontology annotation, molecular function: protein binding.
GUUGUGUGCGGUGUGUUUAGGAGCUUGAGGAGACAGAGAGAAGGCUGAAGGAGCAGGGUUCUGUACGUCCUCUAAGUGCAGAUGCUUGUGGCUGGAAUCGUAGGUCUGUGAACGACUGCCAUCCUAUCAUGAGCCCCUCGUGCCCGGGACUAAGUCCUGUCCACACACCAUCAGAACGAUCACCUGGACACAGUAUAGGUUUGCCCAGUCCUGUCCCUUCUAGUGCAUCCUCUCCAUGUCUUCAGCCUCCUCUUUAUCUGUGGGGUUCCACGUGGGGGGCUAGCAAACCUCGGGCGAGGCAAAGUCUGGUUCUGACAGCUGAUCAGCAGAAAGCAUUUUGCAGAAUUGGUGCUAUCACUCGCGGCUUCCUCACACGCAGACUGCUUAAAACGGAGAAAGUCAAACACCUCCGCCAAACCAUUAUGGAUACGCAGGAGUUCAUCCGUUCAUUUCAAACUGAAGCUCUACAGAAGAGAAGCGCCUACACAGCACAAGAUCUCGCCCUGCAGGAGAGAGUUAGAGCCCAGUUACGUGCAGCCCUGUAUGACAUCCAUGACAUCUUCUUUGAAAUGCCUUUGGAGGAUCGCUUAGCAUUACUGCAGCAGGACAGAGAGCUCCGUGUGGAGAGGAAGCUACGAGACAUGGAGAAAGCCAAGUGCCCCAAAGAGAGAGUGGCUCUUUCUGCUGCCACACAGAGGUCUCUGGACAGGAAAAAGAAGGUUGGUGAAUCUCCAGCACAGACUAGGAAGAUGCAGCAGAAGCCAAAAAGCCCCAUUACCAACAGAGUCUUGAAGCCAAGCCAAGGACAAAAUGCCUCUGUCCCAGGACAGCUUAACCGUCAGGGGAGCUGGUACAGAAAGACCCCAGAGGAGAGGGUGAAGCGCACAGAGAACCUGAAGAAGCAACACUCGCUGGGCUAAUUCAUGACACAACAUGCCCCGACCUGUGAACUUGAAUAUUUAGUAUUUUAAUACAAACCUUGUACCACUGAACUUUAGUCAGCGCUGCUAACCACAUGAUUGUCCUUCAGUUAGCUUUGGAAAUUCACAUGAAUGUAUUCACACACAAAAACAGCUGAUUGUUAUGAUGAAGAAAAGAAUAAGUAGCUGUAGUUAAAUGUAAGCCACAAGAAGCUCAAUUGAAAACACGUAAAAACAUUUCUGUGCCUGAGUACUCUGCCUUUGUUGUCUGUCAUGUUUUAGCAUGCAUAUAUUUAAUAUCAAGUGCUUAUAGCUGUAAGUUGCACACAGACAGUCACAUAAUGUAGUUGUUCUGAAAAUACAAUAUUUUAAUGUAUAUGAUUUAUUCCUUCAAGGGCUUUAAUUACCAGUUCGUGCAUUGUUUUGUUCUUUAUGCUGAGUGUACUAUAAAAUGUAUAGUACUCUGAGUCUGACUCUGAGUCGUAUCAGGGUGUUUUAGUAUUUGGUUUAAAUGCCUAAUGAAACGGAAAAAAGAUAAAUAUCUGUGUUUACACUCUGGCAUGCUGUUACAUUAAUGUAGCUUCACACGACCACAGAUGCACAGCCGGCAUUCAGUGUGGACUUUGUUUCAGAAAUGACUGAAGAAAAAUAAAUUUACAAGACCAAGAAACAAUAUAAGACAUUUUAAUGAAAUAGUAUUUCUGAAAUAUUGUGUGAACUGAUGCGUUCACUGCAGCACCACGCUGACUUCAUAUUUGUGCACUUGUAGCAUUCAGCAUUGAUGUUUUUCUCCCACAUUGCUGUGUGUGUCUUUUAAACGAUGAUUUAUUUCAUUUAAAAUGUCAGAUUGUCUUUUUUCUUCAAUGUCCAGAAUAAAAUCUGAAAUUAU